GAUGGUGCUGGCUGCUCGGAGCCUGGUGUCCUGACAUCUAUAAAUCAGAGGAAGAUACAGCAGCAGGCAUACACACACACUGACAUACAGACAUUGUCGUCGCUGCCAUGGAGCCUGAAAUCCAACUGGAAUCUUUCCAUGUGUCCAGCACCAUGGGCUUUGUCCUGGACGAUCCAAAGACCGAUCUCCCAGAGUACUACCAGCCAUGGAUGAGCAUCGCCAUGGACCUCCCCCAGCUGAUCCAAACUCAUCAGCUCCAGGACAGGGUCCAUGAGAUGCCGCUGUUGAGCACCACGCAUCUCCAAGGGCACAGAGAAGAGAGGCUGGCACACCUGGCACUGGGCUUCAUCACCAUGGGCUAUGUGUGGCAGGAAGGAGAGCACCAGCCAGUCAAGACGCUCCCCAGGCAGCUGGCUGAGCCGUACUGCAAAGUGUCGGAGGCCUUGGACCUGCCGCCCAUCCUGGUUUAUGCCGACUGUGUGCUGGCCAACUGGAAGCUGAGGGACCCCACAGGCCCGUUCGAAAUUGGGAACAUGGACACCAUAUUCAAGUUUCCUGGGGAGGAAUCAUGCAGGGGCUUCUUCCUGGUCUCCCUGGUGGUGGAACAGGCUGCAUGCACAGGGAUGGAGGGAAUUGCCAUGGUGAUGAACUCCAUGCUGACCCAGGACAAUCGUGGUGUGCAUGAUGGCCUAGAGAUGGUGAACAAUUCUCUGUUGAAGAUGAAGGAGAUGUUUGGACUCAUGCGCAGUCAUGUGAAGCCCGACGUCUUUUAUGGGACACUGCGGAUCUUCUUUACUGGUUGGAUGGACAACCCAGCCCUGCCCGAUGGGCUAUGCUAUGAGGGGCUCUUCACGAAGCAGUUGAGGGGGGGCAGCGCUGCCCAGAGCUCCAGCAUCCAAUGUUUUGAUGCUCUGUUGGGUGUCAAACAAGUGGAGACAUCAGCUGACAGCUACCUGAAGGACAUCCGCAAUUACAUGCCCCCAGCCCACCGGCACCUGAUCGAGGUCCUCGAGAGUCGGACUCCCUUGCGUUCGUACGUGGAGAAUUCUGGCGAGCAGGAUCUCAUCGACACCUACGACAAGUGUGUUAAGGCCCUGGUGGACCUGCGAUGCUACCACCUGCAGGCUGUAAGCAGCUAUGUGUCUGCGCCCAGUAAGAGAGCACACAGGGGCGACCCCGCCCCCAGGGAGGAAAAGGGCACAGGUGGCACAGAUGCCUUCUGUUUCCUGAAGAGCGUCCGGGACUCGACCAAGAAUGUCCUCAUCAGCCCUAAAUGAGGCGCUCUACACUCUUCCCAACCAUAGUCUUACAGCAUGAGCUAUCAGCUAACAAUUAUCCUAUCAAUUUAAAGCUUAGAAGAUAUUUAAUAUUUUUUUCAAUAGAUUAUACACAUUUCAAUGCCUCAUUUUCACAAAACUAUGAGCACACAUCCACAAAUAGCUCUCAGAAGUGAACAAAUCUUGCUCCAAAUAUAACACUAUGUUCACCAGAACAGCACUUUGUGGCAAAUUCUAGCAAUGCAUGCAGUUCACACUUGAUGAAAAAUUAAAUACACUCACUGUGCUCUAUCCUUUUUGGAAGAAUGGUACUGGGGUAGGGGGAAUUAUGGAGUUAAUGUUUUGUCUUAGGCCUUAGGUAUGAAGAUGCUGUUGCAUUCUGGGAUUGUGGUUAGGCAUUAGGCAAGAACAUGUUGUGAGAUUUGGGGAGGUAGGAACAACACCUUGUCCUAGGCUUCGGGCCAGAGUGUGUUGUUGUUGUUUUGGUGAAAUUCGGGAGAGGAAGGAUGCUGGAGAAAAUACGCUGUCGAACACGCAGAUCUGGUGCCAGUCAAGGAACUGUCCUAAUUGGGAAGAGAGGAUGCAUUGGUUGGGUUUGUGAGGGAAGACUGUCAUGCUAACGAUGAACUGCACAUGAGCGAUUGGGAGGGGGAAACCCUACUUUAAUUCUGUUUGUGGUAAUUUGAGUACAAACAACAUGUAAUGAUAGAACAAUAGGGAAUUAAUCUAUCAUGGAAUUAUUAUGUAUGUACUUUGUAAGCAAGAUUGGAGGUCAGAAAAGGGAAUUCGAUUUGCAACGUCUUACUA
This is a messenger RNA of Brienomyrus brachyistius, 2084 nucleotides long. RefSeq names its product indoleamine 2,3-dioxygenase 1-like. Bases 108 to 1277 code for a protein of 389 amino acids. Lineage: Eukaryota; Metazoa; Chordata; Actinopteri; Osteoglossiformes; Mormyridae. The record is from RefSeq and is a predicted model, not a curated record. Gene Ontology annotation, molecular function: indoleamine 2,3-dioxygenase activity; L-tryptophan 2,3-dioxygenase activity; heme binding. The transcript has 10 exons. Gene Ontology annotation, biological process: 'de novo' NAD+ biosynthetic process from L-tryptophan. Gene Ontology annotation, cellular component: cytoplasm.